AUGUCGUCGAUGGCGUCGCGCGCCGUGCGCCAACGGGCCAUAGCCGAGAUGUUCAAAGACGUCGAGCGCCGCUGGGGCAAUCUGGACCGGCUGCUGCGGCCAGACUUACGAGUAGAGCGCAGCGCCGCGCUGUCGACGCAAUCAUUGAGACGCCUCUUCGCGCUGGAGACGCUGGCAUUAGUAAUUCCAAACUUUGUACAAAGACCGGAGCCGCUUGCCGACGCGAUCCAACAAGCGGGCGAGACGGCCCGGAACUGGUCGGUCACCUCGGCGCGCGGCAUGGAGUCCUCGGACGUAAAAGCUGUGGGCGGCACGCCCUACAAUAUGUGCGUCGCGUCCGGCGACACGGAGCGGUAUUUUGUGGAGGACGUCCCAAACGCGAAGAAAUGGGUGAGGAGUCUGCCGGGCGGCGACGCGUUGGAUCGGCUGCGCUGCGAUUUAGACGAUGCCUGGCCGGGCGGCUGCUCGGCGAAGAAGGAUGACGCGGGCCGCGCGCACCACGUCGGGUUAGGAAGGGUCAUGGCCGGGCCCACCCAAUGGUCGCAGGGCUUCGUGCACGUCGACGAGUUGGCGCCGAUGUCUCCUUCGAAAGGCCACUUCUCGGCGAAUUUAUACCUGAAAUUGCCAUCGGAGGGCGGGCAUCUGGAGCUGUGGCCGCUGCAGUUUGAAAAUAGGUGGGAGUUUUAUACGAACGCGCACACUCUUUCCAAACUCGUCUCCAUCGAUGAAGACGCGCAGCGGGAGCUGCGGGCGCGCCUGCCGCCGCCAAUCGUGCUGGAGGUGGCGCCGGGCGAUUUGGUGAUGUUGUCGGUGCAGCGGCCGCACGCGGUCCAGGGCUGGACGUCUGGCGAUAGCCGCGCGUCGCUCCAGUCAUUCGUGAAUUUUGCUGGUGAUGAUGCCGCGUUGACGUUGGAGGCUUAA
Molecule: messenger RNA, 921 nt
Organism: Pelagomonas calceolata
Lineage: Eukaryota; Pelagophyceae; Pelagomonadales; Pelagomonadaceae
Source: the annotation of a GenBank genome assembly